AUGUCGUCAUCUACCUUCCUUUCUUCCUACACCAACGACCCUGUCUCCGACCUCCUCAUCACUGUCCGCUUCUCCGCUUCAAUCCCCGACCUCCCACUCGAUGUCCCAUCACCCGACAAAACAACCGGCGCAGGACUCAAGCAAUUAAUUCGGGCAAAGCUCCCAUCAUCCCUCUCAUCGCACCGCCUACGCCUAAUCUAUGCAGGCCGUGGACUAGAAGAUACAGCCGCCCUCGCAACCUCUCUCAAGCUCGCGCCUUCACCAUCUAGAACUCCACGACCCGCAGAAGAUGAAGACCCCCACGAUGAUUACACAAGUCCCGAGAGCGACGCCCAAAAUACCUCAGAUUUCAAGCCCAAAGAUAAAGGUAAACAGCCCGUCCGCGAUCAACGCCCAAGAAUAUACAUCCACUGCUCCAUUGGCGACAUCGCGCUUUCAGAAGCCGAUUUAGCCGCGGAAGCGGACAUCGCAACAACACAUCUACAAAGCCAAAAGGAGACCCAGAAUGUAUCAUCUUUACUAUCUACUACUACGUCAAUCCCCCACCGCGGUGGCUCAUCUAUGUUCCCAUCGCGCUCGGCGCCUCAAACAACUACAACCCCAGCGCCCCGCGGCUUCGAUCGCCUUUUGACAGCCGGUUUCACCGCGGCGGAGGUGACGGCUUUACGUUCUCAGUUUCUGGCUGUGCAGUCUGUUUCUCGUACUCCGGAUACUAUGCCUAGUGGGGAAGAGCUGCGCGAUCUGGAAGAUCGGUGGAUGGAUGAAGGCUCGACUGCUGCGGGGAUGGCGGGUGGAGGUGAGGGUGCGGGUAUUGGGGAUGAUGAUGGAGGUCUGGGGUCUGGAUCGAGGAGCGCUAUGGAUGACAUGCUUUGGGGUGCGGUUAUGGGCUUCUUUUGGCCCAUUGGCUGUGCGAUGUGGUUGCGGAGGGAGGAUGGUGUUUGGUCUUGGAGGAAGGGUGUGGCGGUCUUUGUGGGGGUACUUGUCAAUGCGGCUUUUGGGGCUAUGAGAAUCAUGAAUUAG
This is a messenger RNA of Penicillium odoratum, 1020 nucleotides long. Its product is annotated as DSC3 family protein. The transcript has a single exon. Gene Ontology annotation, biological process: protein processing. Bases 1 to 1020 code for a protein of 339 amino acids. Gene Ontology annotation, cellular component: endoplasmic reticulum; Dsc E3 ubiquitin ligase complex. NCBI's taxonomy places the organism in Eukaryota, Fungi, Ascomycota, Eurotiomycetes, Eurotiales, Aspergillaceae. The record is from RefSeq and is a predicted model, not a curated record.